GUUCGAAAUUCUGAUAUUAUUAUUCGAGUUCGACUUUCCUCUGUCAGAAAUUCUGGAAAUCAUGGGAAGAAUGUAGCAAACGUGAUGAAGAGAGUAAGACAUGAACAGAUAAAUGUUUCUGUUCAUCACUAUUUGAAAAGGAGGCAGUAUUUAGAAAAUGAAACUUCUCAGAAAAAGGAAUUUAAAUGGGUGCAGAAUAUCAGUGAUAUGGCUGUGAAGAAUGCUAGUAAUGGGGAGGUAACUGUGGACAAUCUUCUGACUUUCAGUAGCUUCAGUGGGGAUGCUAGUGCCUGUGAUGAACAGUUCUCCAGGUUGAAAUCGUACAUAAACAGAGGAAGUGAACCAUAUAAAAGUCAGCUUCAGCCCUUACUUUAUCCUGUUUUUGUUCAUCUGUACCUAGACCAACUGUGUAAUGGUCACAAGACUCCAGCACAUAGAUUCUACAGUAAGCAUGUGAAGUUGUUUGACAAUGAGAAGUCCUAUAGCCAGACCCUGGAGUCAAUACACAAGCUGUACAACAGUACUGAUGUCAUGGGCUGUCUAGAGGCCACAGAUUUCAGAGAGAAUAAAUUUAAGAUCAGGUUAUCUGAAGGAGCCUUGGAGUAUCUGCUGAGACAUCUGAAGCAUGAAGACAACGGCACAAUAUUUCAGAUUUUUAAUCAAAAUGUUAAACUGGAAAAUACAGUUGAGGAGGAGACAAAAGGGAGACUAGAACUGAGUGAGGGACUGAAUGUACCCAAGGAGGAAUCUAAAGAGAUAAAGGACGAUCCAGAGGAUAUAGAGGCCCUAGCGACAUUACAGCUGUCAAUCAAACAAGUGAGGGAGGGGCCACCAUGUCUACCCUCCAUCUGUUUCUACACAUUUAUUAAUGCUUAUCAAGGGUUGUGUACAGUUGACAUCUCCCCAGAUAAGACUUUACUGAGUGCAGGAUUUGAGGACUCUUCCAUCAAGUUGUGGAGCACCACCCCCAGUCUUCUCCAAUCCACCCCUCAAACAGUGGAUCCCUGUAAACUGUACAUAGCAGCCGACUACUGGAAUGUGGACAUCAUGGAGGAAUGUAAACCCCGGUACACUGAGACGGUGACCUUGAGGGCACACAGCGGGACAGUGUACAAGACCUGCUUCUCUCAUGACUCCAAGUAUCUGAUGUCUGCUUCAGAAGACGCUACUGUGCGCCUGUGGGAUCUAAACACACACACUAACAGGGUCUGCUACAGAGGUCACAAUGCCCCAGUGUGGGACCUAGAUGUCGGUAGCAUAGGUGGUUACUUUGCCAGCUGUUCACAGGACCGUACAGCCAAACUCUGGGUUAGUGAUCGUAUCUAUCCAGUGAGGACAUUCGCCGGACAUAACCUAGAUGUAGAUUGUGUGAAAUUCCACCCAAACUGUAAUUAUUUGGCCACUGGUUCUUCUGACCGGUCAGUGCGGCUGUGGACACUACAAGACGGGAAGGCAGUUAGAUUGUUACACGGCCACAGGGGAUCCAUCAUGACUGUGGCCUUCUCACCCAACGGAAGCUUCCUUGCAUCCGCAGGUGAAGACAAAAGAAUAAGAGUGUGGGACUUGAGUUCAGGACAGCUAUAUAAAGAACUGAAAGGCCACACUGACACAAUACACUCCCUAACCUUUAACAAAGACAGCAGCAUGUUAGCAUCAGGAGGUUUAGACUGCACCAUCAAAGUCUGGGAUCUCAGACGGGGGGUGGCCAGCAGCAGCUCUCAUUCAGAUGGAAUUUCCUCUCCAGAGCUGCUGGGAUCCUAUUCCACAAAGUCAGCAGUCGUGACUUAUUUACAGUACGCAGACUAUAAUCUACUGAGGGGAGCGGGAGGGGUGUGAUAUCAGACUAACUGAAAUCUGCGGGUCAGAUUUGAGUUAUCAAUGUGGUGCAGAAGGAGACAUUGAAGAAAAGGCAGCAGAGAAAGAGCACUACAGUCACUGAAUGUCUGACAGUGCUUUAUCAGUGCUCUGCAUAAGACAGAAAAAAAUCACUCUACUUUUACUGGAACAUUGUGGAGAGAAAAUAUUGGUAAUGGAGUUUUUGAAAAUUCUUAAUUCAACCUCUGUCUGCAAAAUCAGGACAUUGUAAUGCAGUGGCUGAAACAUUGUUAUUGAUUUUGGUACAUUCAAUAAAUAAAAUAAAAAAAUCCA
This is a messenger RNA of Saccostrea cuccullata (small rock oyster), 2148 nucleotides long. RefSeq names its product TAF5-like RNA polymerase II p300/CBP-associated factor-associated factor 65 kDa subunit 5L. Bases 85 to 1836 code for a protein of 583 amino acids. Gene Ontology annotation, cellular component: transcription factor TFIID complex. The transcript is spliced from 15 exons. The record is from RefSeq and is a predicted model, not a curated record. Gene Ontology annotation, biological process: transcription initiation at RNA polymerase II promoter. Gene Ontology annotation, molecular function: protein binding; RNA polymerase II general transcription initiation factor activity. Lineage: Eukaryota; Metazoa; Mollusca; Bivalvia; Ostreida; Ostreidae.